Messenger RNA from Homalodisca vitripennis (glassy-winged sharpshooter), 1910 nucleotides. RefSeq names its product transmembrane protein 59-like. The coding region runs from base 148 to 933 and encodes 261 amino acids. Lineage: Eukaryota; Metazoa; Arthropoda; Insecta; Hemiptera; Cicadellidae. The record is from RefSeq and is a predicted model, not a curated record. The transcript has 6 exons.
AUUGAGUUCAAUCAAGGCAGACGACGCUUUGCUUCGCUUUAGCUGGUUGUUUGUUGCUCCCUACUUACUUUUCUGUUUUCUUUUAGAUACAUUGUUCAACUGUCGUGGAUGUGGCAUUGUGGCGGCCUUAUAUAGGAAACAACUACAAUGAUUACAAAAAUAACUUUACCUUCCUUUUUAUUUUUAUUUUAUCUUCAUAGCGUUAAUUCCAACAUAUUUGUCGGUACUGUAAGUUCGACGUCUUCAACUUUAGAGGCAUGUACAUCAGAAUGUGUGCAAUACUACAUACAGACAUUUAACAAGUUUGCAAGAUCAGAAUGCAGCCGAGGAUGUCGAUUUUAUGGACUUGCAAUUUUGAUCGGUGGAAACAAACAGACGGAAUUCAACAUGAGCAAAAGUGCUUGCCACGAUUGUUGUUCUGAAAGCUACAAUGAAAAGACGGACCAAGCAGCGUGCAAUAUAGGUUGUGACACAAUGGCUAGAUAUCAACAAGAGAAAUUUGCAUUCGUCUCCGCUUUUCAAGAUUCUUUGGUUUUCAUCUUUGGACAACAGUAUGCCCAUCUCCAAAUAGCUGACAAGAUGGAAUCUGAUGAUAUCCUGUUAGACCCCGCGGUGAUGACAGACCCUGCACUUCGGAGGCAAAUGGUCCUGGACCUGGUGGACACACGAUUGCCGGAGAUGCGAGUCAAGACUCUCCCAGUGAAUCCUGACGAAAACGGCGGAGAGUGGUGGUCAGAUUGCUCAGUGCGGCGUGUCGGCGUACCCCGGUGUCUGGCAGCUAGUUUGCUUGUAUUGUUCACUCUGCUUGUUCUCUGGUUUGGUCUUAGCUGUGACGACAAAUCCACAAUGCCUUCUCCACCGGUUCUCUUUGAUCCUGAACAAGCUCCCCCACUCCCUCCCAAGUAUUCCUUACUUGACGACAUCAAAGUUUAAUCAUUUUCCUUGGAGUCUUGAAUCGUACACGGUUUACUGAAUUAAUCUAGUCACUUGUAAGCUCUCGGAAUUCCUAGAAGUUUAGAAAUAUUUGUUUUCAGUUCAGUAGGGAUUUGUUCCUUCAUGUAAGUGUUUAUGUGUUUCCUGUCUAAUGAAUGGAUAUCUAAUAAUGUAGAGUGGAAUUUCAUAGAAAUCAUUUGUUGUUUAAGUUUUAAGAUGUUACACAGACAGUUUCAUUUCAGGAAUUACAAAACCUAUUGUUAGUUAAUAGGAUUGCUUAUGGAUGUAUGAGGUGUGAAAUAUUUUGACUGGUUUAAGAUAAUUAUUUAGUAUUUCACCAGUUUUGUAUAAAAAUUUAGAAAUAAUAACUACACGACAAACCCUGUAUUUAAUAAAAAUAAUUUUAGUUUGUAGCAAUUAUUAAAAUAUUAAUUAUCAUUUUUAAACCAAAAAAUUUAUAUGAUUUUUAACAUUUUUUUAUAGUUUAAUAAGUGGAUAUUAAAUUAUUGUUUUCCGUUACUAAGUUUUGCUGUUUAGUGUUAUAGAUUUAUUUUGUAAAAUUGAAUAAUAUAGAAGCAUUCAGAUCUAUGUGUAUGCAACAAAUUUUUUAAAUCUUCAUAGUGGUUUUAGAAUUAAACAUUUUUAGUUGUUUUUAGAAUCUGUGAUUAGUUUGUUUGAUAACUUUUCUGGAAGAAUUACUGUAAUUCCUGAAACAUGUCUUACAUAUUAAACAUUGAUGUUUGAAUUCCUUUGUAAUGAAUGUAUUCUUGGGUAACUAGUGUUGUUCUGUGAUUUUAUUUACCAUAAGUAUUAUUUUUUUAAUUAUGAAUAACUAUUGUAAUGUUUUAAUGUAUGUACAGUUUUCCUAGUAAACAUUAGUUUCUCAAAAUGUUUUAAUAAACGAGAGAUCUCACCUAUGAAGACUUGCUGUGCUGUGUUUUAAAUAAGAAUUGUUGUUUCGUUUGUAAUACUGUAAA